CAGCAGUUCCUCGUCGUCGUCCAUUUUGAAUAAUCGUCGCCUGCUGUGUGCUUCUUUUUGGGUGCUCGGAUGGUAGAAUCGGAAAACCCUUUUGAACUCGGUUCUUUCUUGAUCCGGUCAGCACAUUCAAACGCCGUUUAGUGUCGAAGUCGGAAGUGUGGAAGCGCAGUGCGUGUGUGGAAAUUUCGAAGGCCAAUUUUCUUGCUUUUUAAUUUUGUGCGACAUCAUCAUCUCCAGGCAGCAAGCUUUUUUCUGCCAAAUCAGCUUGCAGCUGCAGAGUGGGGAUAGCUGCUGAGCAGAAGAAAAAGUUGAUCACUUUUCACCCCGGUGUUGGAUUGAACUUCUUCUCCAGCUUGGAUUCGUAAAAGAAAGCCCAACAAUGAGCUGCCCGAUGCCAGAAAUCGGGUCCUGCAUAUCGCUGAUUUCCAAGGCGGACAUCCGGUAUGAGGGCCUGCUGUUUACCGUCGAUCCAGAUCGAUGCACCAUUGCCCUAGCCCGAGUGAAAUCGUAUGGAACCGAAGAUCGGGAAACCCAGUUCCCGAUCGCGCCGCAGAACCAACUGUACGAUUACAUCCUGUUCCGUGGGUCUGACAUCAAGGACAUUCGGGUGAUCAACAACAAUCCGGUGCCAAAUGAUCCGGCCAUCAUGCAGAUGCAUCUGCCGCCGCAGCAGCAGCUGCCGCCGAUGCAGAACAAAAUGGGCCAACCGGGCUUCCAGCCGCAACCGGGCUUCAUCAUGCCCGGAAUCGGUCCCGGAGGUCCCGGUCCGAUGGGAGGACACCCGCCUGGACAUCAACCGAUCGGGCAACCCUACACGUCCUUCGGAGGACUCAACAAUCUCGGAGGUAUGCUUUCGAAUGAUAUGGUUAAUAAGGGCGCAUUCCCACCCGGUGGACCGGUCAAUCAAAUGCAACCGCAGCAGGUUCAGCAGCAGCAACAACAACAACCACCACCACAAACAGCUGCUGACGGCGGUGGGUCCGCCAAAGCGCCAGGUUCCGAACUGGCCAACCUAUUGGGUGCGGCGGAUCCGCCACUGCAGCAGCAACAGUCUCACCCUGCUGCGCCUCUGGGUGUCGUGGGUGGGCCAGGGCCGGUGGGCAGUUCGCCUCCUUCGUCCGUCAUCGUUGGUAGUGAGUUCAAAGAUCAAGAUUUGAUUGGCGGUGGCGGUGGUGCCGGUGGAUCUCGUUCUACUACCCCGAACAAUUUGUUGGCCAGAAAGAGUCCAACCGUGGAUAUGGGCGUGCAAACCAAUCAGCAACAGCAGCAGAACGCUAACCGUAGCGGUGGCGAUGGAGCCAACUUGGAACGAGGCCAGCAUCAACAGCAGCGCCAUCGUAACAACAGCCAGCGAAGCAACAGCAACCAGAACCAGAACAACAAUCAGCAACAGCGAGAGAGACGUGAUUCCGGCAAGAACGAUGGCCAGAAGGACAACUUCAACAAGAACAUGAACAUGCAGAGACAAGGACUGAAUAAUCAGAAUCGUGGCUGGAACAAUAACCGUGGCAAUAACAUGCGGAACGGCCAAAACAUGCGCGGUCGUCCUCGUGGAGGCCACGGUGGCCCGCAACAGGGCACCAACACGAACUAUCGUCGUAAAAGCGUCAGUUCCGGUGAUGGUAAUAGCAAGAAACAGUCCAGUAACAACAACAACAACAACAACAGCAAACUGCACAAUAGUAGCAACCCUUCCAACAAUAAUAUUAAGAAAACGACUAACCAUAAUCAAAAACAGGGCGGCAACCGUACGAAGAAUCUUCUCAAGUUCGAGAACGAUUACGAUUUCGAGCAGGCCAACAACAAGUUCGAGGAGCUCCGUUCCCAACUGUCGAAACUCAAGGUGGGCGAAGAUAGCAAACCUGAACAGCUGACGAGCGAAACUAUCGACAAGAAGGACGAUUCAGGCAAUGAAACCGGUGCCGGCGAUCACGAACCGGAAGAAGAAGAAGUGCCUAGCUACGACAAAGCCAAGUCAUUCUUUGACAACAUCUCAUGUGAGGCUAUCGAACGCGCCAAAGGCAAGCAGCAGCGCACAGAUUGGCGGCAGGAGCGCAAGCUAAACACCGAAACGUUCGGUGUCGGUUCGACUAGACGCGGAGGAUACAACCGACGUGGCGGAUACUAUAACCGUGGCCCUCACAACUAUCGCAAUCAUAAUCAAUACCGCGGAGGUAACAAUUACAAUCGAGGAGGACGCCCGAACAACAACAACGGCAAUCGCCAGAACAACGGCCAACCGCACCACAAUGGUCUUCCCCGUAACAACAGCGGAAACGGAAACAACGGUGGAAGUGGACUCAAUCGCAACAAUAACAAUGGCAAUGGCCAGCAACAGUCGCAGGGUUCCCAGCAACAACAACCAACGACCCAAUUGCAACAGCAACAACCUCAGAUCAUAGAGGUUGCCGCGGGCAAAUAAUGCUACACAACACCCAAGGAUAUACUCUUACUUUUAGAAAGCUGACCAGAGUUCCGUUAAACUUAUUAAUAGAAGAAAAAACAACAAUGAAAAAUAUUACCUUUGAAAACACAGAAACUGGUAGCACCGUGUUUCGUUGCUCCCGCAUGCGUUCGCUGGUUGUUAAGGCUAGUUUAACUUGUGUGUGUCCUCCCGUAAAACGGAUCCAGCUGUGCUAAUACCGUUUGGGGCGGCGCCACUCUAAAAAACUACACAGAAAAUAGCACAGAAAGGAAGAAAAGUACAAAACGGAAACACUAACUCGUUCCAAACCGAGAGUUAAUUAGGAUAAAAUGGAAUUGUAACUUACUUACACUGGAUUGUUUAACAGCCACAUGCGCUGUGACAGUGACACAAAGAAGAAUAGCGAUUAUUUGGAGUAAGGCGAUGAACAAUGAUACACUUUCGGAAUACGGCAAGGUUGUAUAAAACAUGAUUAGUUGGAAGGGAAAAAAAACGAGGACAACGUCAAACGUAUGUCCCCAUCAUUAAUAAAUCCCGGCAACCUAUUUUUGGCGGUGGUGCGAUUGAACCAACCGCAAAUAUCUUACACUUCGAUUAACCCGAACGAUUGGAGGAGCUGUUCCCGAUUUAAACAAACAAAUAGUUUGCUUACCAUCUGGUUAGCUAAAUAAAUUUUUCUUCAAUUAAGCGUAACCGUGUGAUAAUCUAGUGUUAAAAUCACGCGUGAAUCAUUGGAGUGCGAGGUAUAUGUUCAAGGAUGAAACUUGAAGCGAUUUGUUUUUCUAUUGCUGGCAACAGAAAACUUUCGGCAAACCAGAUCGUAGUUCGUUCCCUUUUGUAUUGUUAAAGGGCGGAGGCAAGCAAGUGCAUGAUAACCCCUAUGGACUGGAGAAACUGAGUAGCGAGCUGGAAAAGUACAGCGGAAGGACGACACACUGGAUGGAAUGGAAGGUGCGUGCGUGGGAGGAUAUCUACGGGCUUCAGUUUUUGUUUUGCUAGAAAAAUACGACGCGCCCAACAUCAAGCACCAGAGAGUGCGUCGAAUAUAUCUUCUCCUUCAUGUAAAUUUCCUAACAAUCAAGAAACAACUAAACACGUGCGAAAAACAUCAACUUUCGGAAGGUUGAUGGUAAUCGGAACCAAACUCAGAAACAACGGAAUCAACCAUUUUCUUGAAGUGUGUAGCAGUAAGGGUGAAUGAAUGAUGCACCCGAAAGAUGAGUAGUUAUAAGAUAUACUUGGAUAAAGCAAACAAGCAAAAAGAUACAUAAAUUACAAAUUACGCUAAAAUACCACACACAUUUAAAAGCUCCCCUUUUCCGCAAUAGGGAAGGGUUGAUAAAGUGCGAAAAAUUAGCAGAGGCAAAUGAGCAAGCAAACGAAAUUUAGAUUUUUGUUUAGAGAGAGGGCGCUGAAGGCGCAUUGUAACCGAGAAAUGCGAUGAGAGAUGAAAUAGUAAAAGGAGAUUGAUUUUCUAAAAGUGUCAAUAAUCAUCGAAGUCGGGCAGAAACAGGGGGCUGCGUCAAAGCAGCAGAAAGAUUGAAAUUUUUCAUUCUAUGUGAUAGAGUACUUAGAAAAAGCGUCGGAACUAGAUCAGGUGAAGCACUUUUUGUCGUAAAUAUUUUGUAUCAUUUUCAUUUUUAAUUAUUAAUUUCCUAUCCUCUACUUUUAAUCAACCAAAUAUGCAUGUUUUCCUAAUAAUGAGGAAACUCGUUGCGGUUCACUUUUGUCCGACUCAUGAUAGGUAGAAAGCUAACCAUUAGUUUGAAGUUGAAAGCUGCCGAUCGUAGUCGUGCCCCCCAAACUUCGAACCCGACCAUUCGAUGUCUGAAAAAUUUGAAUGUUAUUUCAACAGGUAAACCCGUAAUCUCGCAUAGCAUUUGCUUGGAGUCGAAAUUAAUUUGGAACAACAAUAAGCGCUGAAUAUGUAAUAAUUAUGAUUAUGAUAAUAUUGAUUAAUUAUAAAUAUUAUAAUCUAGAAGAAAUGAUAAUCCUGAAUCAGUCCGGAAGAAAUGAAUGCAAGGGAUAGCAAGUUUUUUAUCAAGGGUGAAUCAAACUUCGUUUCCCAAAAAGUGAAACUCCAGGUAUUUGACAAUUGGUUGGAAUUCAAAUUUGUUUUUUUUUAAGGUAUGGUUGACUACUAUUUUUGAUCAAAUUGCGGGUUUCCAACUUCAGAAGCACUAUCUGGAGCAGUACCGAUACUCCUCAAUCUUUUAAUUUCUGUGUUUCAAAUUCCAGCCACAGUAAUGCACACAAUUAGCAAAUCAGCGCAAUUAAAAUAUCGGCCACAACGAUUCCACCGGGAACGAAGUUGAUUUGCUCAUUUUCCAUCCACCCGAAACAUAAUGCUUUAGACAA
Uranotaenia lowii is the source of this 4783-nucleotide messenger RNA. RefSeq names its product protein LSM14 homolog car-1-like. Gene Ontology annotation, cellular component: P-body. Gene Ontology annotation, biological process: P-body assembly; cytoplasmic stress granule assembly. Gene Ontology annotation, molecular function: mRNA binding. Lineage: Eukaryota; Metazoa; Arthropoda; Insecta; Diptera; Culicidae. The coding region runs from base 380 to 2422 and encodes 680 amino acids. The record is from RefSeq and is a predicted model, not a curated record. The transcript has 8 exons.